Messenger RNA from Pochonia chlamydosporia 170, 891 nucleotides. RefSeq names its product Hsp40 co-chaperone Jid1. Bases 1 to 891 code for a protein of 296 amino acids. The transcript has a single exon. The record is from RefSeq and is a predicted model, not a curated record. Lineage: Eukaryota; Fungi; Ascomycota; Sordariomycetes; Hypocreales; Clavicipitaceae.
AUGCUCCUCAAAAACUCAGCUGGAGCGAUAUACUCCUCCACGUGCUCAUUACCAUUCAUUUUAUUCCCGCCAUCUACCAUCCCAACUUCGACCCAGAGCACAAAAACAAAACACCCACCAGCGAGACCUCGUACACACUCAUCAAACCGCUUCACACCCCAACCAUCCCGCCGCUACGCAACAAAACCCCCCAACUCCAACGCAGACCUGCCCCCAUGGCCACGAUCGCCACACCCAACACCCUACGAAAUAUUCGGCAUCCAACGCGGAACACCAUACACAAAACGCCGUUUCUACCAACUAGUAAAGCUCUACCACCCCGACACGCACGACAAAGAAACCACAACCCCCUCCCCCACGCUCACCCACGCAACCCGCCUCGAGAGAUACCAUCUCAUCAUCGCAGCCAACGACCUCCUAAGCGACCCCAAUAAACGCCGCCUCUACGACCACCACGGCAUCGGCUGGACGGACGUCCACCGCGCCCCUAACCUCCGCGAGGCAGACAAAGCCUGGCGACACCAGCCCGGCAAUGCCUCCCGCAAUGCCACCUGGGAGGACUGGGAGGCGUGGCGCAACGCCCGCGCCGGCAAGCCCAGCGAGCCCAUGUACAUGAGCAACGGGACGUUUGCCGCCCUCGUGGUGUGCAUGUGCAUGAUUGGGGCGCUGGCGCAGAUGAACCGCGCGGAGGCGGCGGGCGAGCAGUACGUUGAUUUCGUGCAGCAGAAGGAUUGGGCGAUAGGCCAGAAGAUGAGGGAUAAGAGUGUGGCGGCGGCGGGGAGGACAAAGGACGAGAGGGUGGACACGUUUUUGAGGGAUAGGGAGAAUUUGUCGUUUGAGUUUCAGCCUGGGAGGUAUGAUGGGCCUACCUCUUCGGGGGAGUAUAAGUGA